UACCUUAUAAUACUCUCUAGACCGGAAGAAAUGUCUAGAGCCGAGUUUCGAAAGCUAAGCAGAGAAGCUUUAAAUUAUAGUAUAAGAAAUCAAUUACUCUGGAGAGUUAUAUCCAAAGCAUACCCACCUCGACUUAUUAUUAAUAAUCAAGAGUAA
Messenger RNA from Hyaloscypha bicolor E, 156 nucleotides. RefSeq lists its product as uncharacterized. Lineage: Eukaryota; Fungi; Ascomycota; Leotiomycetes; Helotiales; Hyaloscyphaceae. The transcript has a single exon. The record is from RefSeq and is a predicted model, not a curated record. The annotation marks the transcript as partial.